Molecule: messenger RNA, 1352 nt
Organism: Solanum stenotomum
Lineage: Eukaryota; Viridiplantae; Streptophyta; Magnoliopsida; Solanales; Solanaceae
Product: GATA transcription factor 16-like
Exons: 3
Coding region: 688-1194 (168 amino acids)
Biological process (GO): regulation of DNA-templated transcription
Molecular function (GO): zinc ion binding; sequence-specific DNA binding
Source: RefSeq, a predicted model, not a curated record
UAUUUUUUGUCCGUUCAUCAUUAUCUUCUCUAUCAUUCUCGCAGCCUCCGUUUUUUUUUUCUUCACGUCGGUUAAUCUAUAUCCUCUUAGUUUCAGUUUUUAUUAAGCUGAACUUCAGUUUAUUGAGUUUUUUGUUCAUUUUGAGUAUUGAAGUUGAGCUUGUUAGUUGAGGUGGAGGAAGUUUUUUUUUUAUUUUUUUUCUGCUAAUUUGGGGAUAAAAAGUGUUUAUUCAGCUGGUUUUUGCUUUUUUGUCAUCUGGGUCGUGCUUAAGUUUUGGUGAAAAUACUUGUUUGUAAGUUGUGAUCGUUGAGCAGUGGUUGAUCAAGGUGUUUUUUUCUUCAUUUUCCUUGAGUUAUAGCUGGUGUAGAAGAAGUUUCUCUGGGUUUUUUCUGUUAAUUUGGGGAUAAACGUUCUUUAUUCAGCUGUUUUUUUCCAUUUUGUCAUCUGGGUCGUGCUUAGUUUCUGGUAAAAAAAUACUUGGUUGUGAGUUGUGAUCGUUGAACAGUGGUUAAUCAAGGUGUUGUUUUCUUCGAUUUUCGUUUAUUAUUAGCAGAAGUAGAAGAAGUUUCUUCGAUUUUUUUCUGCUAAUUUGGGGAUAAACGUUCUUUAUUCAGCUGUUUUUUUUUUUCAUUUUAUCAUUUGGGUCUAGUAAAUUUUAGCUGUGAUUGUUGAGAAGUGGUUAAUCGAAUGGUGGAUACAAGUGAUAAAGUUCAAGAAACUGGAGAGAUGAUUGGGCAAAAUCAAACCCCAGACAGGGUCUCAUCAGAGACCAAUCAAAAAACUUGUGUUGAUUGUGGAACCACAAAAACUCCUCUGUGGAGAGGUGGACCUGCUGGACCUAAGUCAUUGUGUAAUGCAUGUGGAAUAAGGAGCAGGAAGAAGAGAAGAGCUCUUCUGGGAUUGAACAAAGAUGACAAGAAAUCAAAGAAAUCUUUGAAUAAGAGUGUUGUUAACCAUCAUCAUCAGAACCAGAGUAGCAAUAGCAGUAGCAGUACAAGCAGCAGCGGAGAAAGUACGAAUAAUGUAAUAGUGAAGAACGAAUGCAUUCCAUAUAAGAAGCGAUUACUGCAUUUUGAUCGAGAAGUUGGUUUGCAAAGACCAAGAUCAAACUCUACACACAGAAGAAAGUUAGGUGAAGAAGAACAAGCAGCAUUCUUGUUGAUGGCUCUUUCAUGUGGUUCUGUUUAUGCUUAGUAGAGGAAGAAAAUGUUGUACUUAUUGUUGUGUUUGUAGUACCUUUUUCGGGUCGGUAGAGUAGAGGGGAUAAGUGUAAGAGUAGAAUCUAGAAUGAUAAGAAAAAGAGCUAAAUCAAUUUGAGAGCUCAUAAGAAUGUAGACUUGAGGAUUGUGUUG